GCCCUAGAGUGGUACUGCAGAGCUAAUGGGCCUUAAUGGUGAGUUUCAGUUCUCUUAAUUGUCUUUCAUGUACAUAGACUUGUAACUUUUUCCCACAAACGUUUGACAUUCGCCACCUUGUGUACCGGGGUAUCUCUCUUUUACAUUAAGCGCCAUCUAAUGUCAGGGAGUGAAUUAUUGUGUGUUCACUCGGCUCAUCGUCAGCGAAAAUCGCUUGGGUGUGAACACAAAAACGCGUUGAAAAACGCUGGCGAAUAACACGCGGCGAUAUUCGUCCCGGUGUGUACGGCCUUUAAAGAUCCAAUUUUUUUAAUUUGUCAAGGUGGGGAAAAAAUGAAAACUUGGAUAUCGGAACCCAUUUUUCUGUUUUUCCAAAUGUCUGUUUGUGCUCAGAAGAUUGAACUGAUGAGUUCUUCCAUCCCUAGUUAAUCAUCAUCACGGGCCCCAGCUACGAGGCCCUGACGUCAGAGGGCAUCCAGCUCAGCAUGGGGGGCAACGUGGAGGAAGUCACCUGCACCGUCAUCGGGGGGGUCACCUUCAACCAGGUCUUCACAUCGGAGCCAAAACUCCAAACAGCAGACGAUGAAGACUCGAUGACAGGUUUGAGUGACCAACAGCUGCUGCAGCCCGAUGCUCUGGAGCUGAGUGGAGACCGAGAGCUGCAGCGCGGGCUGGGCAGUGUCCGGUCAAAGAGGAACAGGCGAGGCCCGGUCAUUGAGGCCGACGGGAUGCUCAAGAUGUUCCACUGUCCGUACGAGGGCUGCAGUCAGGUCUACGUAGCUAUUAGCAGCUUUCAGAAUCACGUCAACCUCGUCCACAGGAAAGGGAGGACCAAGGUUUGCCCUCAUCCAGGCUGUGGGAAAAAGUUCUACCUGUCCAACCACCUGCAUCGCCACAUGAUCAUCCACUCAGGCGUCCGAGAUUUCAUCUGUGAGACUUGUGGGAAAUCGUUUAAACGUAAGAAUCACCUGGAGGUCCACCGGCGAACGCACACGGGAGAAACGCCCCUCCAAUGUGAGAUCUGUGGCUACCAGUGUCGCCAGCGUGCGUCCCUGAACUGGCACAUGAAGAAGCACACCUCCGAAGCCCACUACAACUUCACCUGCGAGUUCUGCCACAAGAGGUUCGAGAAGCUGGACAGCGUUAAGUUCCACAAGCUGAAGAGCCACCCGGACAAGCAGGCCACCUGAGAAGGAGUGUCCCCACACCUGGUGACAGGACCUAAACACGCAAUGUUACAGGUUGGCCCUCGGCAGCCAAGGCAAGGCUUCUAGUGAGAGAGACGGACUUUCCCUUUGCUGUGUUUGCCUGGAGUCUCAUGUCCAGGAUGGUGCGAACAUCACCUGUGAACACACAAGCAGGGGAAGCAGCGGGCCAGUCCAGCUGUGCAGGAUGCACGCCGUUUCAGAGUUCGGGGCCCGAAACUUGGGGCUCGAACAUGUUUGGUACAGCGAGGAAAGACAGCUUAAAGUGCCCAUGUUAUGAAAAAAAAACAGUUUUUCGGGUGAUUUGGGGUGUUAUUUUGUG
This is a messenger RNA of Perca flavescens (yellow perch), 1527 nucleotides long. Its product is annotated as zinc finger protein 653-like. The transcript is spliced from 6 exons. Gene Ontology annotation, biological process: regulation of transcription by RNA polymerase II. The record is from RefSeq and is a predicted model, not a curated record. Gene Ontology annotation, molecular function: transcription coregulator activity. Lineage: Eukaryota; Metazoa; Chordata; Actinopteri; Perciformes; Percidae. Gene Ontology annotation, cellular component: nucleus. Bases 486 to 1190 code for a protein of 234 amino acids.